CAUCUUCCUGAUCGUGCCACCGCGACUCCCGCCGGAGGGAGGUAGGUACCACUUUAAGGACAGGGCGUAUCCACUUCUGAAGAAUUAGGAAAUGCGAUGAUGUUUGUAAGGAGAAGUCCCUCCUUUGCUUUAGUUUGACACUUUGACCGUCUCCGGUAAGACACGCCAUCCCCCGGAACCAACUACGGUCCUGUCCGUCAAUGGCUAAUUCAACAACCGUCGCUCGUGGGCCAACAGCAAAAGGCAGCAACCACCCAGACUACACCGCGUUCGUCCUGCUCCCCGUUUUCUUCCUGCUGGGCCUGCUCGGCGUGGUCAUCUGCCACGUGUUGAAGAGGAAGGGAUACCGCUGCACCACUGAGGCCCACGAUGGGGAGGAGGACUGUGUGGAGGAGGAAGAGAAAGACCUGGAGCUGGGAGGAGACCUUAACAACACUUACAGUGACAACGACGACACGGUGGGACAGAUCGUUCACUACAUCAUGAAGAAUGAAGCAAACUCCGACGCCCUGAAAGCCAUGAUUCAUGAAAACAGCAUCGACUCCACUGAUGGUCCUCCAUUAACCCCGACCUCUCCCGACACCCCGUCCCCUCCGAUGACUCCCAUAUCCCCGGGCGCGCCCCCAGGAGCCGCCAAGCACACCUGCAGCCACCUGCACACCAUCGGCGGGCUGGGCGGUCACAAGAACAUCUGCACGCGCUGCAGCCAGAAGAAAUGGCCGCUGAUGAGGAGGCCGUCGGCACGCAAGACGGAGCAGCGCCGCAGCCAGCUUGGAGAGGUCACGGUGCUGGCUGUAGGCAGGUUCAGGGUGACAAAGACUGAAAAACCAACAAGGGAGAGGCGCACUCUGCUAAUAUCAGACUCCAACGGCAGUGUUCCUACGUCUCCUGUGGAGGCGGAGCCAAAGAGCCGGACCACGUCAGAGUCCCAGCAGCAGGAGCAGACGGAAGACGCAGACAAAGAGAAACGGUAGAAAUAAAGGCAUUCCUAACAGAGGAGAAAAGAAAACAACAUCUGGACACUAAUUAAAACCCACACAUUCAAACAUCAGCACAAGAGGAGAAAAAGCGACGUCCCUCUGUGGUCCAGCUCCACGUGAGUCCAAAGUGCUGCAGCUGUUGAUGAGGGUGACGGUGGCGACGGUGACAUUCAGAGUCACACAGGCCAGUUAUUUACGACCAGAAGGAGGAAUCGUCUCCAUUUCCUCCUGUAUUACAUAUUUCGAUGUGCCUUGCUCAAAGGGUGGUAAAGCAGGGCGACUGAUGCUGCUGAACAAUGAUGUGUGUACAUAUGACUCUGUUUGUGGAGGCUGUGCACGUCAUUACAGUUUAUUGAUUAACCAACACCAAAGAAGCCAGUUUAACCAGUAUGAGAUUUAAUAUUAGGGUUUGUCAUUCCCAAACCAGGAAGAAGGAACAACCUGAUUACAGAACCAGGAAGUAGACCGGAGUGUCAAACACAUGUGACAAGCACUGUCUCCUGUAGUGAUGUGAACAUGAUGUCAUAGCGGCACACGUUUUCAGGUCAAUGUGUCUUCAAGUCUUACCUCUUGUGAAGAAAGUGAAGCAUUCUGGGAGAAGAAAAAAAAAAAGCAUAUAAUUCAGACCAUAGACUGUAUAUAACAUGAAUUAUUAUUUACAGUCUAUGAUUCAGACCUAUGCUGCUCACCACUUUUUUCUCUUAAAGUGACAGUGUUAUUUUGUCUAUCCCAUCCCCCGCCACAUGUUCCUUUUUUAAAUUUGUCCCCGUGUCAUAGAGGCAUGACAGAAUCUGCUAACACACAUGUAUUGUAUUUUCUGUUUUCGUAAACAAAAUAUUUAAAUUUGUCAGUGUAUACAUUUUCCUCCUUAAACACCAAGCAGUCAUGUGGAGUCUUAAAUGAGCUAUUCUACUUUCUUCUCCAUCAACCUGAAGACAUACUGUACAUUUAAAAUGGAAUGAAAUAAUUGAAAUUAGAGCCUGACACAUUAAUCAGCCUGCCGAUAAUAUCGGCCAAUAUUAGCAUAUCCAGUGACUAUUGGAAUCGGCUAAUAUUAUUGCAGAUAUGCGCAAAUAGUAGAUUUAUUUACCAGUGAAAUAGCAUUUCAUUUGAGCAUCAUUGUAUUACAGUAGCAGUUCUCUUUCUGGCUGUCACCAGCAGAGGGCGCUAUAUGAAUUAUAAGAAGCAUUAUCUCCCUCCAGUGUCAAGCAUUGAUGCACGUAAAUGCACAGUUACUUUCGAGUUACUCAACUAUCUUGUCUUUGUUAUAUAUCUAUUCCACAAGUGUUUGAUAACUGCAUUUGAGGGAUCAACACAAUACAUGUGUAUAUCUAUCUCUACAGAUCAAAUAUAGAUCUAAGACAGAUAUCGGCCGAUAUAUAUGAUUUUUUUUUCUCCCCAUUAUCGCCAUCUGCACAAAAAAACUAAUUGAAAUUGUUAAAAGUUUACAUUUAGAAGUUUGAAAUAUAAUUGCUUGUGUGGCAUUGAGACUCAUUAAGGAAACAAUGCUUCAGUGCAUUGUGGGAAAUGUAGGACUUGUUGUUUAGGAGCUGAAAAUGAAAAAUCAGUCAGUUUAAGCUUUUAAAUAAAAUAUCUCACGAGUCUGAAUAGGCCUAGACAUAUUCAUCAAAUAAUGUAUUUUCCCCAGAUGUUUGGGUUCAAGCGUGAUCAUUUUUAGACUUGUUUUUGUUGUUGUCAUUUCAUUUUGCCUCGUUUUUAUAAAGACACUGUUUUGAAAGUAAAAACAUGGGAUGGUUUGUAGUUUUACUGUGUAAUGAAAGCAAAUAAAGAUGACUUAUACAUAUCAAACCAUAAA
Labrus bergylta (ballan wrasse) is the source of this 2796-nucleotide messenger RNA. The record is from RefSeq and is a predicted model, not a curated record. NCBI's taxonomy places the organism in Eukaryota, Metazoa, Chordata, Actinopteri, Labriformes, Labridae.